AUGGUGGGAGGGUGCACCCAGGCACCGAAGAGGCUGAAGACCCCUCCAAAACCAGCCAGUGCCCAGUCCCCACUGGGGGCGACACCAGUCCAGGGCCCGGGGGUUCCCCCUGGCCCGACAGCAUCCCUCAAGCCGGCCUCCCUCCCACGCGCUCCGCCGUCACGGGUGUCCCCGUCCCCUCAGGGCCACACUCAGGACACGAACUCCUUCUUCAUGUGCCGGCGGCUGCGGGCCCUGGGCGUGAAGGUGGCCCGGAUCUCGGUGGUUCCCGACGAGGUGGACGCCAUCGCCGGCGAGGUGGCCGCCUUCGCCUCCCGCUUCACCUACGUGCUGACCUCGGGGGGCAUCGGCCCCACGCACGACGAUGUCACCUUCGAGGCCGUGGCCAUGGCCCUCGGGGAGAAGGUGGCCCCUCACCCCGAGCUGGUGGCCCUGGUGCACAAGUUCUUUGGCAAGACAGAGGUGCAGUGCCCCGAGAUGAAGCUGGCUCGUGUCCCCGAGUCCUCCUGCCUCAACUACGGCACGGACAUGCGCACGGGCGGCACCUUCAAGUACCCACUGGUCAGUGUGCGGAACGUCUACAUCUUCCCCGGUAUCCCGGCGCUGAUGGAACGUGCCCUGGACGGCCUUUCCCACCUCUUCCGCAGCGAACAGACUCGCUUCCACUCCCGCACCAUCUACGUGGCGGCUGAUGAGAUCCUUAUCACGCCUGUGCUGGACCAGGCUGACGCCACCUUCCAGGGCCGCGUCAGUUUGGGUUCCUACCCGGACUGGGCCAACAACUAUUACCGUGUGAAGCUGACACUGGAUUCGGAGUCGGAGCAGGACCUGGAGGAAGCGUAUCGCUUCUUGAUGGAAAAGCUGCCGCCGGGCGUUGUGGUGCCGUUGGUGACGGACUGCAUCUCACCAGCAGCCGCGGAGGUUUAUGGCCUGGCUAAGUCAGGUACAGGGAAGUGCUGCUGCGGCACGGCUUGGUGCCUCCGUGCUGCUCCUGCGCAGACCCAGCAGGGCCAGGGCAGUGGGAAGACUGACGACUGGACCUACCGGGACAUCUGGGAGUUUCUGCGCAAGCUCUUCGUCCCCUACUGCAUCCUCUAUGACAAGGGCUACACCUCCCUGGGGAGCAUGGCCAACACGCUGAAGAACCCAGCGCUGCGCUACACAGACACUCGGGGCCGGGAGAGCUACCGGCCUGCCUACGAGCUGGAAAAUGAGGAAGACGAACGCACCUCCCGCCAGUGA
Messenger RNA from Charadrius vociferus (killdeer), 1242 nucleotides. RefSeq names its product flavin adenine dinucleotide synthetase 1 (gene FLAD1). The record is from RefSeq and is a predicted model, not a curated record. Lineage: Eukaryota; Metazoa; Chordata; Aves; Charadriiformes; Charadriidae. Gene Ontology annotation, molecular function: FMN adenylyltransferase activity. The transcript is spliced from 4 exons. The coding region runs from base 1 to 1242 and encodes 413 amino acids. Gene Ontology annotation, biological process: FAD biosynthetic process.